AGAGAGAGAGAGGGGAAGCGGCGGCGGGGCUGGUGAGGGGGAAGCUCCCAGGCUAGUCCUCUAAGGGUUAAUUAAGAGAGCGCCCCCCGCGGAGCCCAGAGGACUAGGAAUUGUUUACUGAGAGAGUUUUCAUGCAAACUAUAGUCUUUUUGCUCGGAAUGUAAUUGCGCCUGAUGGAGCCAUUACUUUGUAAUCAGAGCAGCUCCCCGGCUGCCUCUCCAGGGAUUAAUUAAAGGAUAAGGCAGAGCCCAUCAAGAUAAAGAAGGACCACCUGAAUACACCCCUAACCUCCCCACGGACCCUAGAGGGUAACAACUAGUGUUACUAAGAGCACUCGUGCUGCUUGGCACCGGCGGUUUACUUUAGCUCAGGAGUUUAUUAGGUUCCUAUACCGAGACAUGCGGAGCGAUCCAUCAGUGCUGCUCCUCCUCAUCAAUGUGCUGUGGCCUUGCAGCGGCACCAACUGCACGGGAACCUUAAACUGCUCUCAGCUCUCAUCAUGAAAGGGCUGCUGUAUGCGCGAGGUUAAAUGAACAGCAAAGGAAAUGUGUGUGUCGUGUUCUUCUUCUUCCCCUGCUGCUUCACAUGGACACAGACAGUCACUGACCGCUUUGCACGGAGCAACAUGAACACGCCGAGCCCUGCCAGGGACAGAUCAAUUAUUGGCCAUCACACAAUAAGGAAUAGGUUUCUUCAUCAUUAAAGAAACGAGAGAGGUAUUUAUGGGGUCCGUGACAAGAAAGUUGUUCUUCAUGGGAGGAGUCAUGCUUCACACGGCCACACCUUGCUGGCAUAUACUUUGUUUCGUGGCCAUGCUGUUGGUCUUUAUGGGAUCUGCUUUUGGUUGUCCAGCAAAGUGUGAGUGCUCAGCACAACAUAAAUCUGUCAGCUGCCAUCGUAGGCGUCUUUUGACAAUCCCAGAGGGCAUCCCUAUCGAGACAAAAAAUCUGGAUUUAAGCAAAAACAAACUAAAAAGUGUGAAUCCAGAGGAUUUUGUGUCCUACCCUCUUCUAGAGGAUAUAGACCUUAGUGACAACAUCAUAUCAAAUGUGGAGCCUGGAGCUUUUAAUAGUCAUUUCAACUUGCGUUCAUUGAGUUUAAAAGGAAAUAGAUUAAAACUAGUCCCCAUAGGGGUGUUCACAGGUUUGUCCAAUUUAACCAAGCUGGAUAUAAGUGAAAACAAAAUAGUUAUUUUACUAGACUACAUGUUUCAGGAUCUGCACAAUUUAAAGUCCCUUGAAGUUGGAGAUAAUGAAUUAGUUUAUAUUUCUCAUAGAGCUUUCAGCGGAUUGGUUAGCCUGGAGCAGCUUACUUUGGAAAAAUGUAACUUAACAGCAGUACCAACGGAUGCUCUUUCACACCUUCAUAAUCUUUACAGUCUUCAUUUGAAAUAUCUCAGCAUUAAUGUGUUGCCUCCAUUUGCCUUUAAAAGAUUGUUUCAUCUGAAAAUUCUGGAGAUCAGUUACUGGCCCCUUUUAGACUUGGUGCCUGCUAAUAGCUUGUAUGGUCUGAACCUCACAUUUCUGUCAAUCACCAAUACCAAUCUGUCUACAAUACCUUAUCAUGCUUUAAAACACUUAAUUUAUCUAACACACUUGAACCUCUCCUAUAAUCCUAUAGGCAUCAUUGAGACAGGGGUAUUUUCCGACUUGGUGCGCCUUCAAGAACUGCACUUGGUAGGAGCUCAACUGAGGACCAUUGAGCCACAUGCUUUCCAAGGGCUUCGGUUCUUGCGCUUGCUUAAUGUGUCUCAAAACCUGUUGGAAACUCUAGAAGACAAUGCUUUCCAAUACCCCAAAGCUUUGGAAGUUCUUUGCAUUGAUGAUAAUCCCCUAGUUUGUGAUUGCCGCCUCAUAUGGAUGUUACAGAGACACCCCAUGUUGCACUUUGGGAGCCAACAGCCUAUGUGUUCUAGCACAGACAAUUUAAAAGAAAGUUCUUAUAAGGUGCUAGAUGCUGCUGUAUUAUCUUUUUACUACACUUGUAAAAAGCCUAAAAUUCGAGAAAGGGAAUUGAUGCAGGUUCUUGUGGAUGAGGGGCAGAGGGUGCAGAUGAACUGCAAUGCUGAUGGAGAUCCACAGCCAAUGAUUUCAUGGGUGACACCACGGAGAAGGACAGUCUCUGCAAAAUCGAAUGGAAGAACCACAGUGCUCGGCAAUGGCACAUUAGAAAUCCGAUAUGCUCAGAUUCAAGACACAGGAACCUACAUUUGUGUUGCAAGCAAUGCUGCUGGAAAUGAUACUUCCUCAGCCUCGCUUACUGUCAAAGGAUUUGUCCCUGAUCGUUCCUAUACAAAUAUGACCCCAAUGUUUAUAACAGAGUUAAAUGAAACCAGCACCAAUGGUACUAAUGCAAACAUGCCUUUUAAUCUAGACCUUAAAACUAUCCUGGUUUCUACAGCUAUGGGCUGUUUCACGUUCCUUGGAGUGGUUUUGUUUUGUUUCCUACUCCUUUUCGUGUGGAGCCGAGGAAAAGGGAAACAUAAAGCCAACAUUGACCUGGAGUAUGUCCCAAGGAAAAACAAUGGUGCUGUAGUGGAAGCUGAUGUUUCAGACGCCGCACCCAGGAGAUUUAAUAUGAAAAUGAUUUAGCAGUUUACUGCUGCUAGCGCUUUCCUUUGGCACUGUUUGUAUCCACUAAAGCAACCUAGCACUUUUGGAUUGCUGGGUAAAGUCAGCCGAGUGCAGCUGUCACUGUGUCAAAUUGGUUUUGUGAAAUUGGAAAUACUGUCCAGUUCUUCAGCGAUGCCCUGUAACCGAAGGGCAGGAACAUGAAAGCAUUCUGUGGAGCUGUUUUAAUAAUUGUUUGCAUUGCAAAUAUUGGCAUUCUGGGGAUCUCAGUAAAGAAAAAAAAAAACUUUUGGAUCACGUUCAUGGACAAAUUAACCCAACAUUUUCUACCACUUAAAUAAAAAACAAAUACAAAAAAAAAAACAAAAAAAAAACCAAGACAAACCUACAGUGUAGGGUUUACAUAUAAAAUAACACACAUGUCCAAAACAUAUUCUGCAGUGUAAUUUGUAUCUAUGGAUAUCAUUUGUUUAAGCUGAGCUUCAUCCUUUUCUUGUUGAUUUCACACCACAAAAUAAAUUGAUACAGCUUACUUUAUAUGCAUACUAUGCCCAUCCUAAAGCAAUACAAAUGAGAGAUUGUGCUUUUUCUCCACUGAUAAUGGCUUUGGUGUGAUCAUUUUCUCAUAUAUAUAUGCCUCAUCUUGAAUAUCACCUGUGACUAAACUAUUACGUCUCUAAGGUACAGAGGCAAACACAAGGCUACACCACUAAAUGCCCAUUAUCCAAUGGUGUGUAAAAAGGACAGUGAUGGUUGUGGUCCCGUUAAUAUUUUAUAACAUAAUGCAUUUACAGCACGUCUCUGUAGGAAGUGGAUUUAUGAUAUCACUUAAGUUCCUAUAAAAUAUUAACAAACUGUACAGUUUAUAGAAUGAAUCAAAUUGAGUUGCGGAUCUAAUACUCACAGUUUACAUUUUUCUAAUAGAAACCACGUUCAGAAUACUUUAAGCAAAGUGAUCUUUAAGGUGAGAAACAGAUAAUUAAAACCUGUUCCACAAAGGGAGAUCCCUCCCCAUUCUUUUCCUUUCUUCCUUUUGUCUGAUAAAGUACAUUUUAUGGCUUAAAAACAUGGUUUGGUGUAUUAAUUGUGUUGUUAUUUAUAAAGACAUAUAACUGAUAUUUGAUACAGAGCUAAGUUAUUUUUUAUACUUGAUAUCACUCUCGACCAGGUUACUGUAUAAGAAAUAUAUGGUCUUUGUCAGAGGUUUGGAUUACGAUGAGUAACUGCCAGCUGUAGCCAUGUUUUACUUUGAGAGAGACAAAAGCAUAGACAUGCUUUUUAUGACCGUCACUAUGGGAUUGAUUUACAAACACAGGUGCUAAACUGCAAAAGAGCAGUUGACAAUAACAAUCGGUUGAUUUUGAACAGUCUACUACAAGAAAAUGAAAGCAAAGUCCUGAUUGGGUGUUACUGCCAACUGCUAGUGAUGGGCAAAUCUGACCCAUUCCGCUUCAUUGAAAAUAUGUGAAAUGGCAAAAUCUUUUGCUCAUCCCUAGAACUGCACUUCUGUAACUUAGCACCUCUGUUACUAAUGGAGAACUUAUAUGUUUGUUGAAAAGAAAGCUGGAGAAAAUGUACCUAUGAAUUUAGAUGUAUUAGCUAGAUAGCUAUAUAAACUAUAAUUCCAGGAAAGAAAAAUAAAAAUAUAUGCACAAAGCCAUUGAACACACGUGCUUUCUAACAGUAGCAGGACAAUGUUGUUUAGAAUAGAUGUUCAUAAUUCAAUUUUGCUGUCUCUGUAUGUUAAACUACAUACUAAUUAAAAGAAAUGAUGAAAAGUCAAAACAUUACGUUCUGAAUUCCCCAACAGGCAGUACAUAUAUUUUACAUUAACAAAGCAAAUGUACUGUAAAAUGGCAGUGCCGCAAUACAUUUGUAUGUGUCUUUAUGUGCUGGGAAAAGUAAUUUGCUUGCCUUCAUUAAUAAUAUGUCACAAAGGUUAAAACUAUGUAUAAUAACUUAUUGUAGAACCUCAUCCAUCACACAGAAGAACACCUACUGUAACUAUGCUAACAUUGGUUCAGAAAAGGGCAAUUGUUUAUUAAAAAAAAGUGCUUAUAUAUGUAAACUGUAUUCUUUUGUUAUAUGAAAAAAAAAAAGAUCUUUUCACCUUGACACACAAAUGUAGCAUAUUUUUUUUAACCAGAAAUCAAAAUCAAGAGAUGUCCAAUCUGCCCUCUCAAUUAAUGUCAAAGUACAACUCUCAGGAUGCACAGAUGUUUUUUUCUGGCCCAAACACUAGAGGGCAGCAGCUUGGGCAUCUCUAGGCUUUAUGUGGAUGUUGGUGCUGUAUCGAGCCAAAACUAACUGGUGACCAUCUCAAACAACAACAUUUUUGUGUUGUGUUCCAAAUAUAAAGGAAUGUUUAAUAGAAUCAUGUGACACAUUGAAAAUCACUAUUCUGUAAAAGUGUGCAAGCCCACCACUUAUAUGGAUAAAGGAUCAAAUUAAAGGGUUUGUCCCUUUUUUGGAGGAAGUUGGUAUGCUUUGCCAGGAGAUACUACUGUAGUGCAUUGCAUCUUUAAUUAGUAGUUUUAUAUUGAAUGUACUGAUUUAUGACCUGGCCAUAGCACCAUGAUAAUUUAACCACUUCAUACUGUGGGGGUUAUGUAAUAAAAUACACUUUUUGCUCAUGAUCAGUAACCCAAUAUAAGCAAUCAGCAGGUAGAAUUUACUGGUCACCUGUUUAAAAACAAACAUCUCUGGUUGCUAUGGGUUACUGCUCCUGUGCACACUUAGUAUCUUUUAUUACAUACCUUUUUUCAACAGUAAUUUUGAAUAGAAUUUACAGGACAAAGGAAGAAAGUUAUCCUACACGCUAAGGCAUAAAAAACACUGAUCUUCAGGCCUCAUCCUUAAUCUGUGGGUAUGUGGAAUUUGAUCUUAAUAGUCCUUCCAAUGUCCCUUCUUCAGUUUUUCAUUCAAUCCAUCUAGCAAAUCACAAGUCCUUCUCAAGUUAUUUAAGCACUUUAUAAGGUUACUGGACAACAAUUAGGCAAUUAUCUUGCUACACUCAUGAAAGGUCAAAAAUGUAUUUAAUGGACAUAAGAAUACCAAAGACAGAGGGAUUAUGGGUGUGUUGAACCCUGCAGUUUAAAACACAGCAAUCAUCACUGAUGAGUAUAUUGGCUUUCAUAUUUUUUUUUAUAUGAAAUUCCAACUUCUGAAAAUAAGAACAGAUUAGCAGACUGACUCAUCCUGUUGUGAAGCAGUGAAGCAAGUGGGCUGGUGCUAAUUUUGUUUGCAAGUACUGUGAAAAAUGUGAUCAAGCAUUUGACCUUCACGAGAAAAUAACUUCCGAAUUUUUGAGAAUCUAUGGGAAUUAAUUGUCAUCUUUUACAGCAUCAUGUUUUACGUAAUAAUUAAUGGUGUGACAACAUUUCUGGAAUUAUAUCUUUAAGUAAAAGCACCAUAAGUAUUGUCUUAUUUAAGGCCUGCUCUAAUAAUUCAAAUGUAUUUAUUAUUUGGAGAUAAUAAUUUACCUAGUAAUAAUGUACUACAGCAGGGGUGACAGUGGCUGUUGUAGUUCAUACCACUUAAAAUUGCUUGAAGUAAAGGAAACCUAGCCUACAUUAGUCAUACAAUUAUAUAGGAAAAAGACAAGGAACCCCCUCAACAGAGCAGCAGCCAAUUAAAUAUAUCAGGUAAAAACAUAUUGCUUUCUGAUCACAACAAAACUAAUAACCUACAGAUUUGAUUUUAUGAUCAGUUUUUCCCAUGGCCUUUACUGUAACCCACUCAUCAACCUUUACAGGAAAGAAACAUUUCCCAUACUUUCGAACAGUUGAAAUGAAAAAAAAAAAAAGGAAUAACGGAGCAAUUUAAGCCAUGCUCAAAACUUCACCAAUUUACAUCCAGACACACCCCUGAUCUGCCCAAAAGCUAGCCCAUUUGGUGAGCCCUAGCUGUAUGUGGGCCUGAUAUUUAGGACUGUCCAGUGGGAAUCACUUACCUUAAUAUCAUGUACCUUACAUGCAAAAAUGUUGAUGAUGUAUAAAAUAAAGCUAAACUGACUCUGUCA
Molecule: messenger RNA, 6591 nt
Organism: Xenopus laevis (African clawed frog)
Lineage: Eukaryota; Metazoa; Chordata; Amphibia; Anura; Pipidae
Gene: lingo2.L
Product: leucine rich repeat and Ig domain containing 2 L homeolog
Exons: 3
Coding region: 723-2591 (622 amino acids)
Source: RefSeq, a predicted model, not a curated record